AUGACUAGAAAGGCCUGGAAGCAAUCCCGGCGUGCGCCGCGGCGCGCAGAGCCGGCGACCCGGAAGGUUCGGCGUGGGCCGCGGGAGCAGGGGCGGCAGGGCCUUGUGAGGCUGUUAGUCCUGUGGCGUGCGGAGGCCACGAGGCGGGGACGACAUGGAAGUGUGUUCCAGUUACUAACUGAUCUUAAAGAGCAGCGUAAAGAAAGUGGAAAGAAUAAGCACAGUUCUGGGCAACAGAACUUGAAUACUAUCACCUAUGAAACAUUAAAAUACAUAUCAAAAACACCAUGCAGGCACCAGAGUCCUGAGAUUGUCAGAGAAUUUCUCACAGCAAUGAAAAGCCACAAGUUGACCAAAGCUGAAAAGCUUCAGCUGCUGAAUCACAGGCCUAUGACUGCUGUUGAGAUCCAGCUGAUGGUAGAAGAGAGUGAGGAGCGGCUCACGGAGGAGCAGAUCGAGGCUCUCCUCCACACAGUCACAAGCAUUCUGCCUGCGGGGCCAGAGGCUGAACAGAAGAAAACUACCGACGACGUGGCAAUGGAUGAAGAGGACCCAGCAUAGAAGCGCAGCUGACCAGGUGUCUCACAGAGCUGAAAGGCACAGCAGCCAUUUCCAGGACCUUCAGAGAAUUGUUUAUUUGGAUUUACCCUCUAUUCCAACAGGCCUGAUUUCAUGGUUAGUUGGGUAAAUCACAAAAAAAAGCUUUUCUCAGAAAUAAGCUUAAAAGGAAGACUUGUGUCUCCAGGAGGAGAAAUGAUAAAGACAGGCUAAGCCAGGGCAGAGAGCUAAAGAGGGGAGGGCAAAGUCAAGGAUGAUAAUGACUAGAGCUUUCUGUGGUAAAAAUAUUUUCCCUGUGGCCUUUGCCUGAGCUGUGGGGAGGUCUGUGUCCACAGCUGGUAAAAUGCUCCUAUUUCCUUUCCUGUUGUCUUAAUUAGUUUCAUCUGCUUUCUGUAGCAGCUUCCUAAGCAGGGGCUUAGAGCGUUGUUGGGAGCAGAGCUGGAUUGUGAGAAUCUGAUUAGAUGGCUAAGAUCUCCCAGAGCAGCAAAUAGCUGCUCUGGGUUAAAAUGAGCCGUUGUACUUGGCUCAACUCAUAGGAAUUUCGUCCUAGAGAGCAGUGCAGAUAAGAAUAGAACGAGCCUGGCCAGCCCUUCACGUCUGAAGGCUCCUUUCCUCUGCUGGCACAGUCCUUGUUUACUGGCCCACUACUUAGUCUUAGGUGUUAGGGCCCCAACUCAUUAUGGUUGAAAAGAAACACUUCAGAUUGAAAGACAGUGUCAACAUAUUUACUUGGUGCAAUGAUGGAUGCCUUCUGACAACCCUUAAUUUGUUGUCCUGAAGUAGGAGCUCUGAGCAGGGACCUGUUGCCGCCAGGUGAAAUUCAUUUUUACACAGAGCAGAUCAUUUGGACAUUAAACAGAGGGUGAAAUUAUGUAACCCUUUUCAUGGGCAGAAUAUGUUAGAACUGAGUUUGAGUAAUAAUUUGAAUUUGCUGGCUAUUGCAAGGUUGCUUCAGUCUUUAAAUUUAAAAUUUUAUGAUAAUUAACAGGUUAAUAUUCAGACUUUGGAAAGUUUGGUAGCUCGAGGCAUUUGGUUGCCUUAGGUCCUGGAAAUACUUUUAAAAAAUCUGAUUUCCCAUGUUCAUUCUUUUCCUUUUUGGGGGAAGAAAAUGGACAUAGACAUCAGUUUUCCAAAUUAGUAGUCAUUUUGUUGUAAGGUUAUACAUUUUCAGUGCUAACCUCAUCAUCUAAGAAUGGACCGAAAUUUGCUCACAGGAAACAUGGAAAUUAAUGGGGGGGGUGUUACUUUUAACUCUCAAAGAUUGAAAUUUGACUUAGUGAUUUAUCUGUCAAGGCAUACAUGUGCCUUUGUCAGUGUUGUCUCAUUUUAACCUAAGGUGUGUUAGGUGCUUUCUCUGAAUGUAUUUAGGACUUAAUCUAGUUAAUAGUAGUUUCCAGCUUGAGAAGUUAAGUCUUUGAAGAGUUUAUUUUGCCAUGAAUAGAGAGAAAUAAAGUGAAAUUUAAUUACAGGCUGAAAUGUAUGAUCUUUUAAAAAGGUUGAAUCUGUUUAGAUCUAAAUUCUGUAUUGGAUUUCAAGAAAAUUUUAAGUUUCUGUAUUUGAGACCUGAAUUUAGCCUCAGUUUCUGGUUGAGUUAGGCAGGCUCUAGGAGACUUAACCAUUGUAAGAAAGGUAUAUUCUGUGUAAUAGUGUGUCCUGUUAAUAAUAAGCAUUUCAUAAAUAAACACUCAGAAU
Molecule: messenger RNA, 2250 nt
Organism: Choloepus didactylus (southern two-toed sloth)
Lineage: Eukaryota; Metazoa; Chordata; Mammalia; Pilosa; Megalonychidae
Product: DNA-directed RNA polymerase III subunit RPC9-like
Exons: 2
Coding region: 1-561 (186 amino acids)
Biological process (GO): transcription initiation at RNA polymerase III promoter
Cellular component (GO): RNA polymerase III complex
Molecular function (GO): nucleotide binding
Source: RefSeq, a predicted model, not a curated record